AUGGCGUCCAUGAGAAACAAUUUUUUCAAGAUGGAGAGAGCUCCUGAAGCUCGCAAAGCCCCUGGGAAUGCAGGUCACACAGGCACAUCUGGUGCAUGGAAUAACUGGAUUGGCCUGAACCAAUAUGUGAAUACACCUUUGGAAGAUGUCAUUGGUAAAAUGAGCUUUGAAGAAACCAUGAGUUGCAUCCUGCGAUUUUUAGCCCAAGAUGCCCAGUAUAUGGACUCUCUGCAGCAACCCCAGGGUACAGAGGCCCAUGGAAAAGGCUUUCUUGAAAACUCAAAUCCUACCCAGCGUUCAGGUCCUGUAAUGCAAAAGCAACCAGCUGCGUCUUGGGAUCAAAAUCCAGAGCAAUCAAACAGGAAUCACCGUGAAGAAGAAAGUCAGAGAGCGCAGAGCGGGCAAGACGGAGGAGCAGGAAAAGAAGGAGAGGAAGAAGCGGAGCGAGCGGAAAAGGAGCAAGAGGAGCUGGAGAAAGAUGAGAAAAGGGAAAAUAAGGCUCCGGGUCCAACAUCAAGAUUCGUCAGCAAAUCGCUCAUGACCAGUCUCUGGGAGAGGUUUAAAGUAAACAAGCACCCUACAGUACAAGACGUCCUGUCCCUGUCGUUCCAGUUUAACAUGACGGAUAAGCAGAUAAUUAAAUGGUUUUGUGAAAAGAGAAAGAAAUACAAAGAAAUGACCAAGCAGAAGCAUAUCAAAAAACUUAAGAGGUAA
Molecule: messenger RNA, 714 nt
Organism: Oryctolagus cuniculus (rabbit)
Lineage: Eukaryota; Metazoa; Chordata; Mammalia; Lagomorpha; Leporidae
Source: RefSeq, a predicted model, not a curated record